This is a messenger RNA of Rana temporaria (common frog), 1859 nucleotides long. RefSeq names its product secernin 1 (gene SCRN1). The record is from RefSeq and is a predicted model, not a curated record. The coding region runs from base 95 to 1297 and encodes 400 amino acids. Gene Ontology annotation, biological process: proteolysis. The transcript has 9 exons. NCBI's taxonomy places the organism in Eukaryota, Metazoa, Chordata, Amphibia, Anura, Ranidae. Gene Ontology annotation, molecular function: dipeptidase activity; cysteine-type exopeptidase activity.
UUGGCUGUCAUGGAGGGGGCGGGGUUUGCUGUGUGCAGUCAGAGCGGAGAGGAGUCUGAGCGGCUGACAGUCGGUGUCCGGGCCCUGCACCAAUAUGAUUGAAGCACCUCCAAGCUUUUGUUUUGUGGCCUUUCCACCCCAUACAAAAAACAGCUGCAUUUUGUUUGGGAAGAAUUCAGCCCGGCCCAGAGAUGAAGUCCAAGAAGUGCUGUAUGUGCCAUCCAAAGGCCAUGAUCCUGGAAGCAAAGUUCAGUGCACAUACCUGGAAAUUGACCAGGUUGCCCAAACUCAUUCUGUAAUACUGAGUAAACCAGCUUGGAUGUGGGGUGCUGAGAUGGGAGCCAAUGAACAUGGAGUCUGCAUUGGAAAUGUGGCCAUUACCACAAGACAGGCUGCUGAGGCCUCAAAGUUAUUGCUGCCAAUGGAUCUUGUCAGACUUGGCCUUGAACGUGGAACAAAUGCCAAAGAGGCUCUUCAUAUAAUAGUGUCUUUACUAGAGGAGCACGGUCAAGGGGGAAGCUACUUCCAGGCCGGGGAUCAAGGGUUCCAAAGUGCCUUUCUCAUUGUAGAUAGGUCAGAGGCCUGGUUACUGGAGACCGUGGGGAAAUUUUGGGCUGCUGAAAAAAUUACAGAUGGUGUGAGAUGUAUCUGCAACCAUUUAUCACUAAAGACGCAGCUAGAUCUGGAACACCCAGAGCUUCGGGAUUAUGCUCAAAGCCAGGGAUGGUGGACUGAGGAUAAAGAAUUUAACUUCUCUGAAGCCUUUUCAGAAGGUGACAUUGGAGACCAUUGUUCAGGGAAGGAGACCUUAGAGAACAAGGAUGAAUUGACAGUGGAAUCGGUGAUAAACGUCCUUCGUAUUAAAAGUAGUGUAAAUUGUGUGGACACCUUCCUGACUACAGCUAGUUCUGUGUCUGUUCUACCUCAGGAUGAGAAACGGCCUUGUAUUCACUUCCUUACUGGCACACCGGAUCCCUCAAGGUCUAUAUUUAAACCCUUUAUAUUUGUGGAAGAUGUAAAAGCGGUGCCAAAGGCCCAGUCAUCUUGUGCUGAAGACUGUCCUCAUGAACAUUCAGAAUAUAAACAUGAACUAUAUGAAGCUCAUCAGUGCGCUAUAUCUUUAAUGGACAAUGACAAAGAAGCAGGAGAUAAACUUCUGUGCACCAUGCUAGACCUGGAGAAACAAGGUAUAGAUGCCAUGGAAGACAUCCUUAAUAGUUCAAAUCCAAUAGACCCUGCAGAAGUAGUAGAUCUUUUCUUUGACUGCGUUGACACCGAGAUCAAAUUCUACAAAUGAGAUAUCACGGACAGAAUCCCGCUUCAAGGCAGACAGAAGAGCACAUGACAUGUUAAGGCUUCUUCUUCUACGUGGCCAUGUGGAUGACUCUGCUGUCCCCUGUGUAGCUGUGUCACUGUGGUAUUGUGUGUUUUUACAGGGAACAGAAUCAGCCUCCAAUGCUCAGUGCAUGUAGAUUAACAAAGCUCACUAUGUGUCUAACCAACAAUGGGUCAUCUAAAAAGGUCAAACUUGACAUAGAUAUUCUAUUAAAAGUAAUUUCAUUGAAGGCUAGUCCGAACCAUGUAGAGGUGAGAGAAUCAAUAGAGGUAAACGAAUCAGAGGUUAUUUCAGUAGAAACUUGCAGAAUGUUGAAAUAAAGUAGUGGCAUUAUUAGAAUAUAAAUCAGUGAUUUGAAAAUCUUUUAGCUCAUACAUUUGACAUGAGGAAUAGAAUUCUAAGAACAUGAAUUCAGAUUUGAGAUUUGAACCAAUAUGUUUGGACCUAAAGGCAUUUCACAUUAGAUUGUUUUCUAAAAUUUGUAAAUGCCAUGUUUAAAAUAAACACAUUCCAUUGAACCAAA